Frieseomelitta varia is the source of this 1035-nucleotide messenger RNA. RefSeq names its product phosphatidylinositol 4-phosphate 5-kinase 6-like. The transcript has 4 exons. The coding region runs from base 255 to 788 and encodes 177 amino acids. The record is from RefSeq and is a predicted model, not a curated record. NCBI's taxonomy places the organism in Eukaryota, Metazoa, Arthropoda, Insecta, Hymenoptera, Apidae.
AAACAAACAAUUUGUUCGUUUAAAAGGAAAUAAAAAUUUCUGUCAAGAUUUUAUAAUCAACUGUGUCAUUGAUAACGUAAAACAAGUAGUUUGAUUAAGUAGUAUAGUUUAAUUCACUUUUAAAAAGUUUUAAUGAUAUUGGCGGCAGUUGGAGGAGUUUGAUAUUUUUUUUUACACUCUUUUAUGCUUUUAAAAAAACGCACGGAAAGUUAGAAAUUUAGAGAAUUUAAAGUUACAAGAAAAUUGUUUUUAAAAUGAAAAGACAAGUUGAAAAAGAUGUUUGUAAAAUAACGAAGAUAGAUGAUACUGUUGUAAAUCAAAAUGUACAACCCAAGGCCGGAAAAUUUACAUUUUGGAACGGUGAUGUUUAUGUUGGAGAGUAUGAAAUAAAUUAUGAUACUUAUCUUUUAGUGAAGCAAGGGAAAGGAACAUACGUUACUGAUAAUUUUGAUGUUUAUCACGGAGAAUGGAACGAUGACACAUUUCCUAGCAGCGAUAUUCAUAUUAAGUAUAAUAACGACGCUCAGUAUCGAGGUCGAAUAGAUUCAAACGGAGUGAUGAACGGUUUAGGAACAUACAUAUUUCCCGAUGGAUCUUCGAUUGAAGCCAUAUGGCGCGAUAAUCAGCCAUUCACAAAUAUUAUUUAUAGAGAACCUCUUGGAUUUGCAUGGAUGGUCGAAGAUGUAUCAACAGAUUUCAUCACGUUUUCCGCUGGGAAUCAUUUUUGGAACGAUAUGAUGUUCGAUGAUAGUACCAUGCCUUCUUCCAAAUCUUAUCGGUCGAAUUGAAAUGAAUUAAUUUAGUUUCUUAAGAGUUUAAUUUUUCAGUCCUCUUUGUACAUCGGAGGAACCGUGUACCGACUUAUCGGUGAUUUAAACAGAGGAUUUUGGUUUAAGCUGAACACAGUUUUCUGCUGUUCUCUCAUGAACUUCUCAUAUUCUCUCUUAUCUUUUAUGGAUGUCCAACACCUGCAUCCGCAUAUAAUCCGCAUAAAUCAUAUUAAUAUCUGUUCCCAAUAAAUUCUAAUUCAAUUAA